This is a messenger RNA of Penicillium malachiteum, 966 nucleotides long. Its product is annotated as putative S-adenosylmethionine-dependent methyltransferase. NCBI's taxonomy places the organism in Eukaryota, Fungi, Ascomycota, Eurotiomycetes, Eurotiales, Aspergillaceae. The record is from RefSeq and is a predicted model, not a curated record. The transcript is spliced from 2 exons. Gene Ontology annotation, biological process: peptidyl-lysine dimethylation; peptidyl-lysine monomethylation. The coding region runs from base 1 to 966 and encodes 321 amino acids. Gene Ontology annotation, molecular function: protein-lysine N-methyltransferase activity. Gene Ontology annotation, cellular component: cytoplasm.
AUGGCUGACGACGCCCACCCUGUCUACCUCUCACCUAGUGAGCUAGGCUCCAAAGACUACUGGGAAAAUUACUACGCCCGUACUCUAGCCCACAUCUCCAACGAAACCCCAACCGCCGACUCCACAAACGCCGGCGAAAGCGACGAAGAAGACGAUGACAUAAACGACGAAGACGAUCCAGGUACAUCCUGGUUCUCAGAACAUAACGCACCCCAAAAAGUCCUUAAUUUCCUAACCCGUCGCUCAUUCCCUCUUUCACCACGGAAUAAACCCUCAACCGCACCAAGUAUCCUUGAUCUGGGCACUGGAAAUGGAAGUAUGCUCGCGCUUCUACAGAAGAAGGGUGGAUUUCAUGGGAUGAUGGUUGGUGUGGAUUACUCUGCACAAAGUGUUGAGUUAGCGAGGGAGUUACAGCGUUCACGAGGUCAUUCUGCUUAUCGAAGUGAUUCUGAAUCUGAGGAUGAAUCUGAAUCUGAAGAUGGCGAGGAGAAUCAGGAUGAGAAUGGUGAAAGUGGUUCCCCUCAACCUAUUAUCUUCGAGGAAUGGGAUAUCCUCUCUUCAAAAGCUACGCUCUCUCCUACUGGAACUGCAAUCUCAAUCUCUAAUACCGAGGAGACGUUAUCCUGGUUCCCAUACCAAACUGGAGGAUUUGAUAUGGUCCUUGAUAAGGGAACUUUUGAUGCGAUCUCGUUAGCGGGAGAUGCGAAAGACACCCGAGUUUGUGAACGGUACCCUGAUAUUGUGCGGAGAUUGUUACGGAAAGGCGGGUUCUUAAUGGUCACGAGCUGUAAUUGGACAGAGGAGGAACUGGUGAAGUGGUUUACUGGACCUGUGGGCUCUGUUGAAGGGGAAGAGGAUAGAUUGGUUGUUUGGGGGAGAGUUGAGUAUCCCAGGUUUAGAUUUGGAGGACAGGAGGGUCAGGGUGUUUGUACGGUGUGUUUUCAGAGGGUUGUUGGUUCUUCAUGA